This is a messenger RNA of Phoenix dactylifera (date palm), 1041 nucleotides long. RefSeq names its product protein mago nashi homolog. Gene Ontology annotation, biological process: RNA splicing. Gene Ontology annotation, cellular component: exon-exon junction complex; nucleus. The record is from RefSeq and is a predicted model, not a curated record. Lineage: Eukaryota; Viridiplantae; Streptophyta; Magnoliopsida; Arecales; Arecaceae.
CAAUCUACCAUCUCACCCUAAAAGCCCGAGGCCCGGCCGGAGGGAAGCCGUGGAACGGGAGAGAGCAGAAGCAGCAGGAGCACGAAGGAAGGGAGAGAAGGGCGGGAGAAGGAGAGAGAAAGAAGGUCGGCAAUGGCGGGGAACAGCGGCGAGCAGGACGAGUUCUACCUGCGAUACUACGUCGGGCACAAGGGAAAGUUCGGGCACGAGUUCCUGGAGUUCGAGUUCCGCCCCGACGGCAAGCUUCGCUACGCCAACAACUCCAACUACAAGAACGACACCAUGAUCCGCAAAGAGGUCUUCGUCACCCCCGCGGUCCUCCGCGAGUGCCGCCGUAUCAUCGCCGAGAGCGAGAUAAUGAAGGAAGAUGACAACAACUGGCCUGAGCCAGACCGGGUUGGGAGGCAGGAGCUGGAGAUUGUGACGGGAAACGAGCAUAUCUCCUUCACCACAUCUAAGAUUGGAUCCCUUGUAGAUGUGCAGUCCAGCAAAGAUCCAGAAGGGCUUCGCAUCUUCUAUUAUCUUGUCCAGGAUCUUAAAUGCUUCGUGUUCUCUCUAAUUUCACUGCACUUCAAGAUAAAACCCAUCCAAUCCUAAUUGCUGGAAGGGUUAUUUUUGCAUCUUUAGUAUUGAACUCCGCUUCAUGUGCGAGGAUGUGCACAAUUAGUCUAGUGAGGUACUCAUCACAGGCAUCCUUUGGAAUUGGGUUUUUCCAGCUGGUUAAUUUUACGGUAUGCUUCAUUAAGCACAAAUAUAAUCAGCAAGGCUUAUUGUAACUUUUUCUCUGCAUGCUUUGAUUUGUCCUGUAAUAUCCGUAAAGCCUGAUUGUUGCAAAGUGAUGAACAAUCCAUUGUCUGGUGCUCUUUUUUUGUGCUGUGUCUAUCAACUCAAUCAUCACUAUCUGUAUCCCAGUAGCCUAAAAAUGAUGUAAUUUGCCAGGUGAGGUCUUUAGCAAGUCAAGCUUGCCUGUAACUGAUACCUCCGUUUUUUAUUCUGUAGUCUCCAUUAGUUCAGUUCUGGUAAAAAAAAUGUUAAUGUCGA